Messenger RNA from Plasmodium gallinaceum, 237 nucleotides. RefSeq names its product conserved Plasmodium protein, unknown function. The transcript is spliced from 3 exons. The record is from RefSeq and is a predicted model, not a curated record. Bases 1 to 237 code for a protein of 78 amino acids. NCBI's taxonomy places the organism in Eukaryota, Apicomplexa, Aconoidasida, Haemosporida, Plasmodiidae.
AUGGGUAAAGGAAGCAAUGCUUGUAAAAGAAAUCAAGCAAGAGAGAGAAAAAAUGUUGAAGUGAAAGGAGGAAAAUCUCAAUUAAAAGCAAACAAAGAAGCACUUAACGUAACUUGCAAAGUUUGUUAUACUGUAUUUAUGAAAACACAAAGUAUUGCACAGUUAGCUGAACAUGCCGAAAAUAAACAUAAUAAAGAUGUUAAAGAAUGUUUUCCACAGAAAUUUGAAGACUUAUAA